This is a messenger RNA of Monodelphis domestica (gray short-tailed opossum), 3484 nucleotides long. RefSeq names its product kelch like family member 21 (gene KLHL21). Lineage: Eukaryota; Metazoa; Chordata; Mammalia; Didelphimorphia; Didelphidae. Gene Ontology annotation, molecular function: protein binding. The record is from RefSeq and is a predicted model, not a curated record. Gene Ontology annotation, biological process: protein ubiquitination.
UGUGCAUCCCCCGCGGGUAUACUCAGGAGACACCACUACAUACCACAGAGGCUGGUACAGACCAUCUUGGAACGCUCUUUCCCACCCAUUUAGGAGUGGCCAGGGCAGGGAGCAGGAAUGCUCCGCUUUGAAGAGCCUGCCUUAAAGCACCGGCUGUUCCUCCACCGCUAGGGCGCCCCGGGGAACUCUGGGGGCCGCCGAGAAUGAGUACUGGGCUGGGGGUUGGGCUGGGAGAGCUAGGGACCGACUUUUCAGGAAGUUGAGUCCGCGACAGCCUGGGAGAUUCGAUCCGGGAGUGCCCGCGGCCGAGACCGCGGUGGCCCCGCCCCGCGGAGUCCAGGUGCUUAGCACUACAUUGUUUGUGUUUACGGAGCGGCGCUGGGCGCGGCGGGGGCUUGAGGAGGUGUUUCUGUCCUCUCCGCGCCGGCCUAUCCCGGGCUCUAAUUCCCGCCGUAGUUUGUUCCCUCUUCCCCGCGAGCAGUUAGUUUAUCCCGGGAUGGCCCACUGCCCUUGGCACCGUCAGCCCAAGUAGGGGCGGAGGGUGGAGAGGCGUGGGGCGGCCCCAGGGAGGAGCCGGCUGAGGGAGGGAGGGCCAGUGAGUCAGGCGGCUCACUCCGAGAACCAGCCGGGGCCAGGCCGACUCUGCCGCCCAGCACUCCUGUCUCCUCAGCACCGGCACGGGCCAGCACACGAUCCCCUACCGAGGCAUGGAGAAGCCGGCGCCCUCGGCUGUGUUGCCCUUCUCGGACCCGGCACACGCCCUGAGUCUGCUCCGGGGGCUGAGCCAGCUGCGCGCCGAGCGCAAGUUCCUGGACGUGACCCUGGAGGCGGCGGGCGGGCGCGACUUCCCCGCGCACCGAGCGGUGCUGGCGGCGGCCAGCCCUUACUUCCGCGCCAUGUUCGCGGGCCAACUUAGGGAGAGCCGAGCCGAACGGGUGCGGCUGCACGGCGUGCCGCCCGACAUGCUGCAGCUGCUGCUGGACUAUAGCUAUACGGGCCGGGUGGCGGUGAGUGGGGACAACGCGGAGCCCCUGCUGCGCGCCGCCGACCUGCUGCAGUUCCCGGCCGUGAAGGAGGCGUGCGGGGCCUUCCUUCAGCAGCAGCUCGACCUGGCCAACUGCCUGGACAUGCAGGACUUCGCUGAGGCCUUCAGCUGCGCGGGGCUAGCAGGCGCGGCGCAGCGCUUUAUCCUACGCCACGUGGGCGAGCUGGGAGCUGAGCAGCUGGAGCGCCUGCCCCUGGCCCGCCUGCUGCGUUACCUGCGCGACGACGGACUCUGCGUGCCCAAGGAGGAGGCCGCCUACCAGCUGGCCCUGCGCUGGGUGCGGGCCGACCUGCCGCGCCGAGCCGCGCACUGGCCACAGCUGCUGGAGGCCGUGCGCUUGCCCUUCGUACGCCGCUUCUACCUGCUGGCGCACGUGGAGGCCGAGCCGCUAGUGGCGCGCUGCCCGCCGUGCCUGCGCCUGUUGCGCGAGGCCCGUGACUUCCAGGCAGCGCGCUAUGAUCGCCACGACCGUGGGCCCUGCCCCCGCAUGCGUCCCCGCCCCUCCACCGGCCUGGCUGAGAUCCUCGUGCUCGUGGGCGGCUGUGACCAGGACUGUGACGAGCUGGUCACCGUGGACUGCUACAAUCCGCAGACCGGCCAGUGGCGCUACCUGGCUGAGUUUCCAGAUCACUUGGGCGGGGGCUACAGCAUCGUGGCUCUGGGCAACGACAUCUAUGUCACAGGAGGCUCCGACGGCUCGCGGCUCUACGACUGCGUCUGGAGGUACAACUCGAGCGUGAACGAGUGGACGGAGGUGUCCCCCAUGCUGAGGGCCCGCGAGUACCACAGCUCCUCGGUGCUGGACGGCCUGCUCUACGUCGUGGCCUCGGACAGCACGGAGCGCUACGACCACAGCGCCGACGCCUGGGAGCCGCUGCGGCCCAUGCCCUACCCCAUGGACAACUGCUCCACCACGGCCUGCCGCGGACGCCUCUUCGCCAUCGGCUCCCUGGCGGGCAAGGACACCAUGGUGAUCCAGUGCUACGACCCGGACAGCGACCUCUGGUCCCUGGUCAACUGCGGCCAGCUGCCGCCCUGGUCCUUCGCGCCCAAGACCGUCACCCUCAACGGGCUCAUGUACUUCGUCAGAGACGACUCUGCCGAAGUGGACGUGUACAACCCCGUGAAGAACGAGUGGGACAAGAUCCCCGCCAUGAACCAGGUUCAUGUGGGGGGCAGCCUGGCGGUGCUGGGCGGGAAGCUCUACGUGUCCGGCGGCUACGACAACACCUUUGAGCUCUCGGACGUGGUGGAGGCCUUCGACCCCGAGACGCGGGCAUGGAGCGUGGUGGGGCGCCUCCCGGAGCCCACCUUCUGGCACGGCAGCGUCAGCAUCUUCCGCCAGUUCAUGCCUCAGACCACGUCCGACGGGCACGGCUUCGACCCAGACGCCAACGACUGGAGCUCGAACCGAGCCCGGCCGCGGCCGCAGGAGGUGAACCUGAACGCGCUGCACUAGCCCCGGCCCUCGGGGACGCCGCUCGGCUCCCCGCCGCCAUCUUCGUUCUCGGGGCGCCCGUGGGACGCGGGGCCGGCUCUGAAAGAGCCCCCCUCCUCGGCUCAGUGAGCACGCGCCUUCCCGAGUCAGCUGACGCACGUGCCCGUUUCCUGGGCGCUGGCGCCGUCUUCAGAGCGGCCGGGCACAAAGCCGGGGGCUAGGAGGGAGCCCGCUGGACGCCGGUGGCAGAAAAGGCCUCGAUGGCCUUGUUUGUAAAGGGCUGCCCUCGCUCUGAAGGCUGAAGGACUGGCCGGAGAAGCGGGAGGACCCGGGUUCAAGCCCCAGCUCAGACACCCGCUGGGCGAGUGUCUGUGCACGGGCGGAGGAGGGCUCCCCCCAGGACUUCUGAGGAAAUCCGCCCUGGGAUUUUUGAAGUCACGUUUUACAUUUCUAACCUCAUCUGAAGGGACAGUUUUGCCUUGAUCAGGACUCCCUGGCAGGGGAUAGCAGUCCGACAGACAGACAGACAGACAAUCAGCCCGGGGGAUUGGAAGCCUUUUCCAAGUGCUGAGUCUUGCCGCGCUCCUUCGGCAGGAGGGGGCGACGCCGCCUGGUCGGCUGGCGCCCUCCCGGGCACGGUGCCCGCAGGGUCGAGUGAGGGAUUUCCCGCUAGAGAAAGUGGCCUCCAGAGGGAGGCCGGCUGCCCCGCUGGCCUUCGCCCCGGGCGGGCACGGCCGGUGCUGGUGCGUGCGUGUCGCGGCACUCAGCUGAAUUUGCCUUAUAGGACGGGAGAGAGAAUUCUCUGACGCCCCCGGAAUGGGGAAGCCUUCUGUAAAGCGCUCCAAUGUGUGCGGAUCCUCCGGGGCUUCUUCCAGGCCAGAACCAAAGUGUGGAGUGGCUUCGUGUAUUUAUUUUGUGUGCCGGAUUCCGUGUCCCGCGUCGUGUGUGAGGGAGGCCCCGCGGCCGUCCCGUACUUUUUUGAAAUAAAGUCAUUUCCUAUA